Molecule: messenger RNA, 1237 nt
Organism: Malus domestica (apple)
Lineage: Eukaryota; Viridiplantae; Streptophyta; Magnoliopsida; Rosales; Rosaceae
Product: alcohol dehydrogenase-like
Biological process (GO): formaldehyde catabolic process
Cellular component (GO): cytosol
Molecular function (GO): S-(hydroxymethyl)glutathione dehydrogenase [NAD(P)+] activity; zinc ion binding
Source: RefSeq, a predicted model, not a curated record
CAAAAAAUUAAACACUUCAAACUGUUGUUACAAAGAGCUUUAAGAGUCUCAGUUUCAUCAAGUUUUUAUUGGAUUCAAAGCAAGAAUGUAUGAUACUGCUGGUCAGGUCAUACGCUGCAGAGCUGCUGUAGCUUGGGAAGCAGGGAAGCCACUGGUGGUUGAAGAAGUUGAGGUGGCACCCCCACAAGCAAAUGAAGUUCGCUUGAAGAUCCUUUUUACCUCUUUGUGCCACACUGAUGUCUACUUCUGGGAAGCCAAGGGACAAAACCCUUUAUUUCCCAGAAUUUAUGGUCAUGAGCAAGGAAGAAAAUAUUGGAUUGUGGAGAGUGUUGGUGAGGGCGUGACGGAUCUGAAAGCUGGCGACCAUGUCCUGCCGGUAUUCAUGGGGGAAUGCAAGGACUGCGCUCACUGCAAAUCAGAAGAGAGCAACAUGUGUGACCUCCUCAGGAUAAACACUGACAGGGGAGUGAUGCUCGGUGAUGGCAAAUCAAGAUUUUCAAUCAAAGGGAAGCCUAUCUUCCACUUUGUUGGGACAUCCACCUUCAGUGAGUACACUGUUGUUCAUGUUGGCUGCGUUGCCAAGAUCAAUCCCUCGGUGCCUCUAGACAAAGUCUGUCUCCUCAGUUGUGGAAUCUCCACAGGUCUCGGAGCUACUCUAAAUGUUGCAAAACCGAAAAGGGGAUCAACCGUGGCUGUUUUCGGAUUGGGAGCUGUAGGCCUUGCAGCUGCCGAAGGAGCCAGGUUGUCUGGUGCUUCAAGAAUUAUCGGUGUUGAUUUGAAUUCGAGCAAAUUUGAAGAAGCGAAAAAGUUUGGUGUGACGGAAUUCGUGAACCCAAAAAAGCACAAAAAACCAGUUCAAGAGGUGAUUGCUGAUCUGACGAAAGGAGGAGUGGACAGAAGCAUUGAAUGUACAGGAAGUGUUGAAGCCAUGAUAUCUGCAUUUGAAUGUGUCCAUGAUGGUUGGGGUGUUGCUGUUCUUGUGGGAGUCCCACACAAAGAAGCCGUCUUCAAGAUGCAUCUGGUUAACUUUCUAACUGAGAGGACUCUCAAGGGUACAUUCUACGGAAACUACAAGCCUCGAACGGACAUUCCCUCUGUUGUGGAGAAGUACAUGAACAAGGAACUGGAGCUAGAGAAAUCCAUCACCCACGAAGUCCCGUUCUCAGAAAUCAACAAGGCUUUUGAGUACAUGCUUAAAGGGGAAAGUCUACGUUGCCUAAACCACAUGGAGGAAUGA